AGUUGCCAGUGCUUACCAUUUAGCAGCGACGAUCCCCAUUGACUCUGACUUGAUUUUGAGUCGGCGCCCGGAGGUUGCUUGACAUUUGAAAAAGUUUGAUGUCGCACCAUCUUUUCGAAUUUAUUUUUGUCUUGGCCACUGGCUUUCAAAAGUCUAAAGGCGUGGGUAGACUUUUUGCCCGUUAUUUUACCCAAAAAGAAAUAUGUCCCUGAUCAGGAGCUUAGAGUCCACGCUUUUUAAGCAACACAGCGUGGUACUUUGCAAAAUUACUUUGAAGGGCAAAGUGCUCAAGGGGGGGGGGAUCGAAGAAAGAGUUAUCUUACCUGGCAAGCACCAGCAUUUUGAAUGUCUACCUCUUCCAUAUGUGUGUUGCAAAGACGAACAAAAAUACGAAUCUGCGGCAAUGGAAUAUUUCUCCCCAUCUCUGUUGGAGGCGACGCGUCAAGAUAUUCUGACCUCAUUGGCACUACCUGAUUCACUUGACGCCCAUCUUUAUAUGUCAGCUAAAAACCGCGACUAUCACGAAAACAAGGUCAGUAACUUGACAGCACGGCGUUAUUGGAUCAACCUUGCAAUGACAAAGGAUAAUGCGGAGUGCAACGUCGUUUUGGCUAUUGCGUCUCUAUUCCCUGCACUCAAGGAUUUGGGAUAGAGUCAUCUUUGUCAAUCCAAACGUGCCGCCCUUUUUUGUUCAUCCUGUUAUUUAAGCAUCAUCAUCUUGUGAUACCGGUGGUAAAGUUCGCUAGAUGUACCAACUGCAUCCCAGACAAUGGGCAUGGACGAGCAUCGACGGCCAGAUUACAAAAGUCAUGGUGUAUGAGCAGUAUCUACCCUAGCUCAAAGGCGAAGGAUCAUCCGAUACAGUGUCGAUAAUGGACUUUUAUCGGUUGGGUAUAUUUGCAAAAAAUUGGAAAUGGUAUCCAGCAACCUCUGUGCUUUCAAGCGCUUGGUCUAUCAAUCCCCUUUCACGCCAUGGUUCACACGAAUUCCAGCAUUUACGCAUGUGUGGAACUUGCAGCUAUUACAUCACCCAAGACCAAGCACGAUUUCACGUCAGUGACGAGCAUUUUGGAUGACCUUUACAAAAUUGCA
Molecule: messenger RNA, 1092 nt
Organism: Zychaea mexicana
Lineage: Eukaryota; Fungi; Mucoromycota; Mucoromycetes; Mucorales; Lichtheimiaceae
Exons: 2
Coding region: 203-652 (149 amino acids)
Source: RefSeq, a predicted model, not a curated record